This is a messenger RNA of Physella acuta, 2476 nucleotides long. Its product is annotated as etoposide-induced protein 2.4 homolog. The record is from RefSeq and is a predicted model, not a curated record. Gene Ontology annotation, biological process: macroautophagy. NCBI's taxonomy places the organism in Eukaryota, Metazoa, Mollusca, Gastropoda, Physidae. Gene Ontology annotation, cellular component: endoplasmic reticulum.
UGGAAGAAACACUGGGCCUAACUAAAACUACAUAUGAUGAAAUUAAUUAGGGCCUAGUCUAGUUAGUAGUUAGUUAAGUAAAAAAAGUAAAUAGAAUAGAUCUAGAUCUAGAGAUCUAGACUAGAUCUAAUUCUAAAUUCAAAACAGAACGUUAGAGAAAGAUGCUAAAGCAGCUCAUUAGUGAUGCUUUCUAUGGAGUAAAAGAUUCACUCAGUGGAUGGUAUGUGUGUUACAAGUGUUGGCAUGAUGAGGCUCAUAUGUUGCGAGACACACCACCACCCCCAAAACAAUUUUCCUAUCUUGCAAAAAGGCGCUCUGAACAGCAAAAGAAGAAAGAUAAAGAUGGAACAUUAGUUGAUAUAAUAAAAACUACUGUUAUAACUGCUGGAGUUGCACUUCUGAUCACUUUUCUUAUUGAUGCUGGCUGUUCAUACAUUGCAAGCUUUUUUGGUGAAAACUUAAAAAAAAGUUUAGCAGCCUCAGAAUACAUAUUUGGCAUCCUGUGGUGGUUACCUAGCAUGAUUGUUAUAAAGCUGACCAGCAUCAUCAACAAUAAUGAAGUUGCUGAUAAAGUAUUUCUACAUAAAUAUGGAAAACCAAAAUAUUCAUCAAUUGGUGCAACAAUAAGUGAAUUUAUCUUCAGCAGCAUUUAUCAACUCAUUUUUGUUAUUCAGGCUACCAUAGUUUGUAUUCUUGUUCCAUGGCCAUGGGUUGCUGUUCUGUUAGAUUGGCUACAUUAUUCCCUUUUCUAUGCAUUGUAUGCAUUUGAAUACAAAUGGGCUUUGCUAGGUAUUCCAGGCCAUACACGUGUAGCUCAAAUAGAAAAUAAUUGGCCUUAUUAUUUUGCAUUUGGUCUCCCCAUACAUUUGGCUAUUGGAUGUUGGGAAUCCUUACACACAAGGACAAUGAUUUUCACUUUGAUGUUCCCAUUCAGUAUACUGGGAGCUACAGCUGCCAACCCACCUAGAAAUCAGUUUGUAUUCCCAAUCCAUAUUAUGUUUCCAUCUGUUUACAUCACAAAUGAAGUUUACAAAUGGUUCAGGGGACCUAAAACUGAACAGGAGGCCAGCCAUUCAAGAUAAUGUAAAUGAAAGAAUGUAUUUACUAAUCAUCAUUGUGUAUUGAGUUGAUUUAAAUGUUGAUUGGCCUGGUCUUUCAUUUAAAAUUAUUUUUAACACUAGUCCUUACUUGCUUGUCAUCGUUGUUUUUAAAUCCUUCAGUUAACCACACAUUCUUAGGCCAUAAGUAAGUGGAUGAGCAUUAUUUAAAUAGAAUGCGCUUUGUCAUUGUCUUUUUGUUAUAUGACCUUAAAAUUUGUAAACGUACAUUUUUGUGUCCUUUAUUAACCAUACUUACUUUUAUAUAGAUAUAUAUGAGUAUAUACAAAUUGUUUUAUUCAUACUUUCUUAAACAAAUAUGUAUAUUUAUACUCCAUCCUGUACAUGACAAUGCUCUAAGCAAAUUCCUCUAAAUUUAAUGUAUUAUAAAUAUUUUAAAAUUGCCUGCUGGUCAGUUAAAACAUUGUGAGGUUUAACUAUCAUACUAUUAGUGCGAAAUAUUAUCAAGGUUUUAGCAUAUUUCCUGGCAAAUUGAUUUCUAAGAUAAAUUCAUAGAAUACAGCAAAGAUCUUUUUUAAAAAGUUUAAAACAAAGAAUAGUAACUGACAGUCAAAUAAAUCAUUUCAUUUGGUAAAUCUUUCCACUUCAUGAUCUCAUUUAACUUGGCAUUUGACUAAAAAUAUACCAACAUAUUUCUUUUUGUAAAUAUUGUUGAUGUUUCUCAACAUAAUUCUUGCCACUUCUCAUUGUUAAUCAGUUUGCUUUUUUAAAGUGCUUAAGCAGAGUACCCUUUUGUCAUCAUUCAUCUUUACUGGUAUACACUGCUCAAUAUAGUCCAACUUUUUAUAUUUUAUACUGACAGUCAGCUUAAAGCUGACACUAAUAAAGUACAUGGUAAGAAAUAAUUAUUAUUGCAAAGAUCUUGAGAACAUUAAAUAUCCCAGUGCACCAUGUUCAGAUCUAUGUGUGUAUGUAACAACAAUUGGCCUGAAACUGUUGCAAUCAAAACUGACCACAGCAUCCAGUGAUGGGCCAGUGGUCAUUGCAAACUAAGAGCAAUAUGAUGAUCUGUUUGAUUAAAAUGCCAUGUACUCAUCAACGAAAACUAUUAAAAAUAAUAAUCUAUAGACAAGAGACCCUUGUUUUGUAUACAAUACCGUGAGUGAAUAAAUCAAUCUGUUUUUUUGUCUUCCUGCGAUGACUACGUAAGUAAAACCAAUUAAACAUUAACUUGUCUCAGCCCACUUAUCACAUUUGUUCUUCAAACAGAUCAAUCCAUUGUAUUUCUUUCACAUCUCCACACAUUAUUUGCAUUUGGAAUGGUUGUAUUGUAGUCGUAAAACCUUCAAAGCUUACUUUUAUUUAGCAUUUCUGGUUUCAAUGCAUAAUUAUUGCAAUAAAAUGUCUGCUAUUUGUAA